AUGUUGGUUUGCUUUGAGGUACAUGAUACAAAAGCACAAGAGGAUCCACUCUACAAGGAGAUCCCAGGAGGUGUCAGUGUCACAGCCAAUCCAAUGCAUAAUAGGAGGAGGAUGCCACUACAAUUAGUGAAUAAGAAAAACCUCAGAAUUGGCGUUCCACCGGAAUUUGAAUCAAAUCGAGUUUUUCAAGUGAAGCAUGAUGCUGAAACUAAUUCAGUAGUCAUUUCAGGGUUUUGUGCAGACGUGUUCCAAACUGCCUUCAGUGCAUUAGGUCUCAACGUAUCCCUUCAAUUUAUUCCAUUUAAGGAUGCAUAUCAAAACUACAACAAUCUUAUACAUCAAGUCUAUACUGGGGAAUUUGAUGCUGCAGUUGGAGAUAUAACAAUCACAGCUAACAGGUCUCGAUACGUUGACUUUACAUUACCAUUCACGGAUCUUGGCAUUGGACUGCUGUCUCGAAAUGAUGAUGUAAGCAUGUGGAUCUUUAUGAAACCGCUGAGUUCAGAUCUGUGGCUUGUGUCUGCUUGUUUCUUUAUAUUACUCGGUUUUGUCAUUUGGAUCCUUGAACAUCGGACGAAUGAAGAGUUUCAAGGCUCGCCAUCAGAACAGAUUGGAACAACCUUAUGGUUUGCCUUUUCAACCCUUGUUUAUGCUCAUAGGCAGAAGUUGAAGAGUAAUUUGUCAAGAUUUGUGGUAAGUGUGUGGUUGUUUGUAGUGCUGGUACUUGCUUCAAGCUACACUGCAUCAUUGAGUUCACUAUUGACCAUUGAACAAAUUCGGUUAGCAUCAAAGGGAGACUCAAUUGGUUACCAUGAUGGUCCCUUUGCGGAGGGAUACAUUGUUAGUAACUUGAAUUUUAAAGAUACCAGUUUGAGGCCAUAUUCUACAACAUCAGAAUAUGCUAAAGCUUUGUCUCGUGGGAGCAAGAACAAUGGUGUUGAUGCAAUUGUUGAUGAAAUUCCUUACCUAAAGGAAUUCCUUGCACUGUAUCCAUCUGGCUACUCCAUGGUCGUGUCUAAAAUGACUACUAAUGGUUUUGGCUUUGCAUUCCCGCGAGGUUCACCUUUGGUCCCUGAGUUAUCAAGACAGAUUUCCAGACUACGAGAAGAUGGGACCUUAGCAAAGUUGGAGAGUAAGUGGUUGAAAUCAGAUCCACAGUCAAAGGAUUUUGAGCCUGUACUGAAGAUCCUAAACCUAAAAGCGUGUCGUGGUCUUUUUCUUAUAAGCGGGGUUUCAAUGGCUGUGGCCCUUCUCAUAUUCUUGCUUUAUUUUAUUCAUGAGAAACUGCAUUUCACCUACACAAUGCUGGCUGGAGGAACGCUUGCAUUCAUAAUGAGGAUUCUCAACCCUAAAACUGGUGGUUGAAAGAAGAUGAUACCAAUAACAAAUACAACCAUGCCAUUCAUUAUGUCACUAUUUAUUUGUUGGACUACUACACUUUGUUACCCCCUUCCUUUCUAGGAUCACACUCAUAUGAUCAUUGUUAGAUAUUUCACCAAACUACUUUCUGGUGUAGUUUUUUUGGUAUUUGGAGUAUUAAUUUAUCGACAUUUGAUAAACCUGUUUUUUUCCUUUGCUUUUCCUAAUGGCUUGUUAAUGUUGGGUUUAAUCCAGAUUCUAUG
Messenger RNA from Lactuca saligna, 1622 nucleotides. Lineage: Eukaryota; Viridiplantae; Streptophyta; Magnoliopsida; Asterales; Asteraceae. The record is from the annotation of a GenBank genome assembly.